UAAAAACCGACAGAGGGGUGGACAGGAGAGACUCAGAGACAGAGAGACCAGCAUCAGAUAAUCACUACCUGCACAGAGACGAUGGACGCAGCUUACAAGAGAGUAAAUGGAAACUGCAGCCCAGAGGGAGAGACAGGAGAGUCGGGCACAGGGAGGAGAAAAAACUCAUAUCUGGAAGAAGACACCAGCAAGAAGUCGCAGGUGAUCUCCUGCAUCUUUUCCAUAAAGGAGGAGGUCGGUGCUUUGGCCAAGGCCCUGCGGCUCUUUGAGGAUAAGGGCAUCAACCUGACACACAUCGAGUCCCGUCCUUCGCGGAUGAACAAAGAAGAGUAUGAGUUCAUCAUCAGUGUGGAUCCCAGCUGCUCUCAGGCCCUGGAUGAGGUUAUCGAUUGCCUAGGCACACAGAUCAGUGGCCAUGUGCACGAGCUGUCACGCAAAAAGCAGAAGGACACAGUACCAUGGUUCCCAAGGGACAUCCAGGACUUGGACCGCUUUGCCAACCACAUUCUCAGCUAUGGUUCAGAGCUGGAUGCGGAUCACCCUGGCUUCAAAGAUCCGGUGUAUAGAGCCCGCAGGAAGGAGUUUGCGGACAUCGCCUACAACUACAGACAUGGCCAAGCCAUCCCCAGGGUGGAGUACACAGAGGAAGAAAAGGCCACAUGGGGAGUAGUCUUCAAAGAGCUAAAGACUCUGUACCCGACUCAUGCCUGCCGUGAACACAACCGGGUCUUUCCUCUGCUGGAAGAAUACUGUGGCUACAGGCCUGAAAACAUCCCACAGCUGGAGGACGUCUCACGCUUCCUGCAGUCAUGCACAGGUUUCCGGCUUCGCCCAGUAGCCGGUCUGCUUUCAUCCCGGGACUUCCUGGCUGGACUUGCCUUCCGUGUUUUCCAUUCCACCCAGUAUAUUCGUCACGGCUCCCAGCCCAUAUACACACCUGAGCCGGAUGUCUGCCAUGAGCUUCUGGGACAUGUUCCUCUGUUUGCUGACCCCCGUUUUGCCCAGUUUUCUCAGGAAAUCGGGCUUGCUUCUCUUGGUGCCCCCGAUGAGUACAUAGAGAAACUUGCUACUAUGUACUGGUUCACCGUCGAGUACGGCCUCUGUAAGCAAGGUUCUGACAUCAAAGUUUACGGAGCUGGUCUGCUGUCAUCGUUUGGAGAGCUGAAGUACUGCCUAACGGACAAGCCCCAACUGAAACCUUUCGACCCAGAGAAGACCAGCCAGCAGAAAUACCCGAUCACAGAGUAUCAGCCGGUGUACUUUGUUGCUGAAAGCUUUGAGGAUGCCAAAGAGAAAGUGGGGAAAUUUGCAACCAACAUCCCCAGGCCUUUUUCAGUCCACUACAACGCCUACACCCAAAGCAUUGAAGUCCUGAACAACACCCAGCAGCUGACCAACCUGGCAGACUGUGUCCACAGUGAACUUGGGAAGCUCUGCGAAGCCCUCCGAAAACUGGAGUAACUGCUAAUCCAGUCGGACCUGAUUGCUUGUCUCCUUCAUAUUAAUGAGUUUCUUGUUUCUUCUCAGCUUGCUAGAAAAUUAGCUACACAAAAACACAGCAGUCUGACUAAGAUUACAUUAGACUAGAAAAUAUAUCAAAUAAACUGUAGCAUGUAUAUCGUAUACAGGAAGUUGCUAGGAAUGUGUCUGCUGAAGCUGGACGUAUUACACCUGCAUGAAUGUUAGUGGAUUUAUUUUUCAAAAUAAAUGUAUUUGACAUCAACAUCUUUUAGUUAACUUUGUUUAAUCUAAGCUUUUCUUUGAGCACUUUGCUUUUCGUCUGAUGCAUUUCUCUGAUUUGUUUCUAAGUGUUUUAUAGUGAAAAAUUCUUUCCUGUCCCCAUGUUUAACUUGUUUCCCAAAUAAGCAUUUUUUUGUGCAUAAAAAAGUAAUAAAAUCAUUACAGUC
Molecule: messenger RNA, 1907 nt
Organism: Girardinichthys multiradiatus
Lineage: Eukaryota; Metazoa; Chordata; Actinopteri; Cyprinodontiformes; Goodeidae
Gene: pah
Product: phenylalanine hydroxylase
Exons: 13
Coding region: 82-1461 (459 amino acids)
Biological process (GO): L-phenylalanine catabolic process; L-tyrosine biosynthetic process
Molecular function (GO): iron ion binding; phenylalanine 4-monooxygenase activity
Source: RefSeq, a predicted model, not a curated record